GAAGCGCUCAUUCGGUUGUUGAUCACGAUUUACUCUGUUGCUACGUGGCGACGCGAUGCUCAUUCACAUGUUGAUGUGUAUUUUGAUCCGUCGGACUUCAGUCGAUCAGCUGUCCGCGUUCGCAAUAGGACGCUUCUCGUAAAUUCUCUCUCUGGCCAGCAUAGCUUGACGUGCAACAGACUAGCCUUGCCUGUAUUCCACACAACCUGUUGCACCAUCGGGGCAACCACCAUAACAAGUUGUUGUUUUGAUACCCAGUUUUCUAUAUACAUCGUACCUCAUCUGUCAAUGUGCCUGGAUUUUUGUAUCAUUGCAAUAAAAGGAAGCUAUUUUAUUUCAUUUCAUUACUUCACUUGGCUCUACUUCAUUUCGGAAUUUGUGGGAAUUAAAUUGAAAAUACGUCGACUCACUUGAACAAGAGGUCACAACCCCAAUCCAAGAUGGCGGCUGCCAAAGUUGCAACCAUCACCAUCCCCUUGCUCAGCUCCAAGGAGGCUGCUGUGAAAUUCAAACAAAACUGGAUCACCAAGAGCCAGCCCGUCGAACCCCCAAAGACAGAACCCAAAGAAGACAACCUCGACGACAGUCUCACGAGUCUGAACUGGUUGCAGAACCUCCGGAUCAUGCGCAUCCAGCACCCCACCCCUCCAAGCAGCCCCACCCCGCUCUCCAUCCAGAACAGCAUCAAGAGUGCCCUGCAGAUCCACAAGGGCGGCAAUGGCGUCGUCAAGAGCUCGAACUCUCACAAGCACUCGCACUCCGAGAUCAAGAUCUCGAAGGUUUCGUCGUCACUCAACCACCUCCAUCACAACCACCACCACCACCAUCUCCAUCAAAGUCACCUCCAAUUGGACCAAAAUACAGACUACAAGACGAACUCGAGCAUUAAGCCACCAUACUCCUACUCCACCAUGAUAUGGAUGGCCAUGAAGGAGUCCAAGAAACAUAAGAUCACUCUGUCAUCAAUCUACAAAUGGAUUACGGAGAACUUCAAGUAUUACCAAGUUGCAGACCCCAGUUGGCAGAAUUCCAUUCGUCACAAUCUCUCGCUCAACAAGUGCUUCCAGAAGGUACCACGCAAGAAGGACGAGCCGGGUAAAGGCGGUUUCUGGCGCAUCGACCCCGCCCAUGCCGACGAACUUGAGAACGGCGUCUUCAAAAAGAGACGGCAUGCCUCCUUCCGGGAGCUCCCCAUCAAAAUUAAGACGGAGCCGGAGAGCGAGGACGAGUGCCCUCCAUUUGAGGACUCUAAACACCACAGCCGGAAGCAGACUAUGCCAAAGAAGAGGUCGGCCUCUGAACACGGUGGCUCGCAUUCGUCGUCGAAGAAGGUGAAGGUGGUGCGAUCGCAGAGCUACAAACCGCCGUCACUUCUGGAUGAUAGCAUGCCAAGCAGCAUCCUCAAGGAAGACUUCAGCUGGAACUCCAUCUUUGAAUCUGAGAUUGAGAUCGAAGGCACACGCAUCAAGACGGAGGAUAUUCUUGAUGGCCAGGAGUCGGACACGUCUGAUUCCUUUGAAAUGGACACACCGCCUCCGUCCGAGCACGAGACCAACAUCAAUGACAGUGUCUUGGAUCUUUCGAUAACCGGGACGAGGAUCCCUCGUCCGGUUUGGUUCGAAGAGCAACUCAAGGAGAUUGAUCUGCACCCAGCUGACGUCCAGCUUGAGGAUAUCUUUGCUGCAUUUGAUCUGCCGCCCUCUCCGGCUGGAUCCCUCACCGAAAGACAGGCCCAUCCUUGGGCGGAAACCAGGAACAUUAACCUUGACGAAAGCGGUACCUUCGGGGAUCUCUUUGACUUUGGUCAGCUGGCAGAGGGCGCCAUGCCUUGGCAAGAGAACCCCAUGCCAUCUCCAUGAACACAAACUUUUUCAGCUUAACCAAUUGUCAAACAGUAAUCAUGAAAGUUAGAACUAUCAAAGACUUUAUCACGCUGGCUAGUGAAGUCACCCUAUAUACUAUAUAAGUAGAUUGAUGUGAGAAAGCUUAUAUAAUAAAGUUUAUAACUAAUCAUGUACAGCGAGAUCAGCUUUUCUCAAUUAAUCUGGAUGUCGUGUUAUGGACUAAGGCUGGCUCUGUGACCACACGCAUCAACUAUUUUUGUAAUAACUAUCUACUGUAUCUACAAAACCGCCUAUCAGUGAAUUCCAUCCAACUUAUUCCCGCUUGCUGUGUUGUAGUGUUUUUUUUUCUUCUGGAUAUUGACACUCUACACUCAUUAUUACUGCAGUAUUCCAGCAAUGACACAAUUACAGACCGAGUUCACAUAUAUUUUGCUGCACUGCAAAGCUUUUCUCCCAUGUCAGCCCCCCCCCCCCCCCCCCGUCUCGUCCCCGGCCCCAUCACCGAGUGACGCCCUCACACCACCAACCCACAUCAAAAUUUGAUUAAAACCGCUCUAUGAUUUCACAGUUCACUUGCUUAAAGGCAUUCAUAAAUUCUAUUUCACGCUGUGUGUCACCACACAGUAUAUACCUGUCGUUCUUGUAUUCCAUGUUUUACCCAGCAAUCCGCAGGUGGACAUAAUUAUUCACAAACACAUUUUGCAUUUGAAACAGUUGUCAUCAUGUUACCUUUGAUUUUCAAUGGGUGGUUUUCUCACCUUGCAAUCAAUGCCUUGAAGUGCGUUUUAGUACUGUAUAUUCUAUGCCACAACUAUUCCAUCCACUUUUGUGAAAAAAAGUUUUUAUCUUGCGAUAUGCAAUUAUUCUGUCCAUUCGUGUAUUACCUCGACUAUUUAUAACAAAUACAAUCAUCUAAAUCUUGAUAUAUUCAGGAAAAGUGUUUUUAAAAUUUCAAACAUGGAUUGAUACAAAUGAAAAUAUAAACAAAGAUCAUUAAUCAGACUUGAUGUAUACUGAUGAUCUAAAAAUAAAAGCUAUAAUCAUGAUAAAAAUUGAAAUUGGCUGCAGUGAACAAGUAUUGAGAUGAAGCUCUUGUCCAGAAGUCAAGUCACGACAAAUGGGUCAAAGUAUUUGCACUGAUGUCAGAACAGUGACAUUGUCAAGAAGAUUGUUUUUUUUUUCUUCAGUUUUUCCUCCACUUUUUUCUUGUAUUGUCGAGAUUAAUAUUUUGUGGUAUGCAUGUCUUGAAGUAAUCACAUGAUAAUAACAUUUUUUUUCGUUUGUUUGGCUAUUUAUAACAAGGUCUAAAAGAAAACUUGAAGUGCAAUUCUCUUUAUAUGUGAAACAUAACCUGACGCUCGAUGUAAUAUUUCUCAAUUCUUCUGUUUCUUAUGAUUCCUCCUGUUUCCAGUGAUGACUGAAUUGUGUAAUGCUUGCAGUGCAAAAAUGGCAAAAUAAAAUAUGACUGAGCUAAUAAUAAUAA
Molecule: messenger RNA, 3327 nt
Organism: Lytechinus pictus (painted urchin)
Lineage: Eukaryota; Metazoa; Echinodermata; Echinoidea; Temnopleuroida; Toxopneustidae
Product: forkhead box protein J1-B-like
Exons: 3
Coding region: 441-1859 (472 amino acids)
Biological process (GO): regulation of DNA-templated transcription
Molecular function (GO): sequence-specific DNA binding; DNA-binding transcription factor activity
Source: RefSeq, a predicted model, not a curated record